UGCACGCGCGGGAAUGGACGAGAGGACGGCCGGACAACUGGAUUCCUACCGAGUAAACUCUUGUGUAGCUGCUACCUGAAAUCUGGUUUACGGCAUAACGGCAGGAAUAUUUUUUCUGAACUUUGAUGAGAAGCAAUUUGCGUAAAGAUGUCCAAACGAAAGAGUCAGUGCACAGGAGAGAGCCAACACAAAAGGUCACGGUCUUCUCAGCCAGAAGUAGACGACGACGAAGACUUGGAGUUUCCAACAAUUUCUCAACUUGAAGCCGACCCAGUGUCUUCAGUCUCCACGACGGGAGAUGUGGGCAUUAUAGAGAGCAUCACACUGAAAAACUUCAUGUGCCACGCACAUCUUGGCCCCUUCACGUUCGGGCCUAAUGUCAAUUUUGUAGUUGGGAACAAUGGAAGUGGGAAGAGUGCUGUGCUCACGGCCCUUAUUGUGGCCCUGGGGGGGAAUGCUCAGACCACCAGCAGAGGCUCUUCUCUAAAAUGCUUCGUCAAGGAGGGAGAAAGCUCUGCGGAAGUGUCCAUCACGAUUAAAAACCGGGGGAAUGACGCCUUUAAGCCCGAGGUCUAUGGCCAGUCCAUCAUUCUGGACCUGCGCAUCUCCAGUGAAGGCCUCAGGACGUAUAAACUCCGCAGUAAAACCGGUCAGUUGAUUUCCUCGAAGAAGGAGGAGCUGAUCGCUAUACUGGAUUACUUCAACAUACAGGUGGACAACCCCGUGUCCAUUCUAACUCAGGAGAUGAGCAAGCACUUCCUGCAUUCUAAAGGGGAGACGGAUAAAUACAAGUUCUUCAUGAAGGCCACCCAGCUGGAGCAGAUGAACGAGGACUAUGACUACAUCAUCAAGACCCAGGGGCUCACCCAGAACACAGUGGAUCAGCAUGAGGAGACUCUGGAUGAUCUGAAGAAAACGUUUAAGGAGAAGGAGGAGAAGUUCAAGGGCUUGUCCUCGCUGGAAGAAAUGAACAAAAAGUUGGACAACCUCAAGAACCAAAUGGCCUGGGCGUUGGUUAAUGAAAUGGAGCGGGAGCUAGGGCCUAUGAGUGAACGAAUGGCGGUUGAAGAGAGGUCAACACCGAAGUAUGACCAGAAGGUUGAAGAGUGGAAGGCGAAGGUAGAGGAGGCGGAGAGGAAGUACCGCGAGCAGCACGAGCAGCUGGAACAGGUGACGGAGCGUCUGCAGCAGCUGCAGCCGCAGGGUACCCAGCUGCGGAGCGACGUCCAGGAGCGCAACCGAGCGGUCAAGGCUACAGAGGCCAGCAGCCACAAGCUGAAGACCAACCAGCGGGACUUGGAGAAGGACAAGGAGCAGCUCACCAAACGCAUAGAUGAACUCAGACUCAGCAUCAGCACGGCGUCGGCGGCGGACAGUCAGGCCCGAGAGGCGCGCAUGGCGGGGCUGCAGCUGGAGCUGGAGGACCUGGCGCACCGCGACUCCACCCUGACCCAGCAGCUGGAGCAGUUCCAGCAGGCCGUCGCCGCCGCCAAGGACAACCUGGACAAGAUGAGGCGUGAGGAGCAGGACCUCCAGCGCUCGUGCAGCUCCAAGGAGCAGGCCCUGCGUCAGCUGGAGGCCAGCCGCACCAAUCGCAUCCGCCGCUUUGGAGAGCACAUGCCCGCACUGCUCAACGCCAUCGACGACGCCUACAGCAAGGGAAUGUUCCAGAAGAAGCCUGUGGGGCCACUGGGUUACUGUAUCCGUCUUAAGGACCCCUCUCUGGCCAUGGCUGUGGAGAGCUGUCUGAAGAGCCUGCUGAUGGCGUUCUGCUGUGACAACCAUCAAGAUGAGCGCCACCUACAGGCCUUAGCCAUGAGAUACCUCAAGGACAAGAGGCCCACCAUCAUAGUCAGCCAGUACAGUGAGACGCUCUACAACGUCUCCCAUAGGGCUGUCAAUCACCCACAGUACCCCAGUGUGCUGCAGGCUCUGGAAAUUGACGAUCCUAACGUGGCCAACUGUCUGAUCGACAUGAGGGGGAUCGAGACCAUAUUGGUUAUUAAGAACACGGUGGAUGCCAGAAGGGUGAUGCAGCACAACCGGCCGCCCCAGAACUGCCGAGAGGCGUUCACCGGGACCGGCGACCAGGUGUUCACCAACCGCUACUACUCCACUGACGCCAACGCCAGGGCACGAGUACUAGGUGGAGAUGUGGAGGAAGAGAUCAGCCAUCUGCAGGCGUCCCUGAACAGCCAGCAGCAGAACCUGACACGACUGCGGCAGCACAAGCAGACGCUGGACGCCGAGAUCCGCCAGAACAACGCCCUGCUCAAGACCACCCACGAUGAACGCACCAAAGUCAAGAACCAAUCCAGGAGGUUGCAGCUGGAGAUCAAUGAACUGCAGAAUGUGGAGGAACCUCAGUCUGAGGACCUGGUCCCACUGGAGGAGGAGCUGGAGGAGAUCAUGGCGAAGCUGAGCGUAUCGGUCCAGAGGUGUGCGGAGGCCCAGGAGAAGCUGAACGUGGCGCGCAGCGCCGCAGCGGAGGCUGAGCAGAACUUCCGGCGCCACCGAGAGCUCAUCGCCAGCGCCGCCGAGGAGGCCGAGCCAAUCAGGGAAGAGCUGAGCAAAUGUGAUCAAGAGGUGGAGAAGUGUAAGCAUCACAGGAAACACUACGAGGAGAAACGCAAAGCCCACGUUAACAACAUCCAGGCGCUCAAGAACAACCUCCAACAGAAAGAGCUGGAACUCAAGGAGUCCAUAGCGAAGGCCUCGGAGAUCUGUGCAGAGCGUCUGGAGGUGAGGAAGUCGGCGAAGAACCUGGACCUGGAGAUCAGCCGUCUGCGGACCGUCAUCAACACCCAGCAGGAGCAGCAGGGGGACCGGGAGCUCAUCAUCAGGCAAUAUCAAGAAGCCCACCAGAAAUACACCACUACUACCAGGGAAGUGAAAAUCCUUAAAAAGUUUGGCGAGGUGAUCUCAGGAAUCAUCCAGCACAGACAGAAAGCUUACGCCAAUCUGAGGGGUUUCUAUUCGCUGCGCUGCAAGUACUACUUUGACAUGACCCUGGCACAGAGGGGAUAUGUCGGCCAUAUGAACUUCGACCACAAGACUAAGGCUCUCUCCAUAGCUGUCCAGCCCGGAGGCAAAAACAAGGCGUCACUGAGCGACAUGCGUUCUCUGUCGGGCGGCGAGCGCUCCUUCUCCACCGUCUGCUUCGUGCUCUCGCUCUGGUCCAUCACCGAGUCGCCCUUCCGGGCCCUGGACGAGUUCGACGUCUACAUGGACAUGGUGAACCGGAGGAUCUCCAUGGACAUGUUCUUGAAGGUGGCCUCCAGUCAGCGCUACAGGCAGUUCAUCUUCCUCACUCCCCAGAGCAUGAGCUCCCUCCCGGUCAACAACCUGAUCCGUAUUUUACGACUAAAUGACCCGGACAGGAACCAAACCGUCCUGCCCUUUGGGCAGCGCAACUACGACGACUAGCCUCGGAGAAAAGGGUAGCACGCUGCAGAGGACCCCAUUAGGAUUCCCUCACGGAGGGGCCACCCCAUGUUAGGUGUUUUGUUUAUUUGUUUAAAUGUUUAUUUAAGAAAGCGUGAUUCUCCUAGACUUUCUUUACACAAGGAGCAGUUUAAAAAAAUGUUAUUUUAAUAAAAGUUCAGAGAUAACUUUUGUAUGUUUUUGUACAUAUUUGAAAUACUUAAUCUGUAGAGAAUUGUUAAGAUGUGGUCCUUGUCUAUUUUGAUGUGAGAAAAAUGCAUCGUCUGUUCUUUUGUGUUCAGUAUUUUUGUUAAUGGUAAAUCUUUAUGUAAACCUUCCAUGAACAAAAUGUUUUCCGGUUAUCUCUAUUGACGUCAAAGUGUUAUUAUAUAUUCAGUUAUAAAUUCCAGAACACUGGAAAAGAAGUCUGUUUAUUAUGCUUCAUGGAAUUGAUGCUGACCAUCGACUCAGUCUAUGUUGCUGACAGUGUAAUUUGAAUAUGGAUGCAACCGGUGUAGUGUGAAGCCCCUAAAGAAACAUGGGCCUAAAACUGAAUGUAUGUGGUGCAAAUGACACUUUUCUGGUAUGCACCAGAAACUUUUUGGUCCAUGUCCCCUUGGGAACUCUACAAUUGUUUGGUCCAUGUUCCCUUGGGAACUCAGUAGUGGUUUGGUCCAUGUCCCCUUAGGUUCCCCAUAGUAGUUUGGCCCAUGUAGUAGUUUGUAGAUGAGCUCUUCCAUGGAAAUGUUGAUGUCUGCAUUUUCAUACUGGGUUUAUUUUCAUUGCACCAAUACAACCGUGACUGUGAUACAAAACUUGCUGUUGGGUACAAGUUUGGGUCAUGUGUGCAGCCUCAGAUCUACUUUGCACAAACUAUACAGUCUGGAUCACUUACCUUGUUUAGCUGCUCUUCCUCAUUGAUACAGUAUUCAGGAAUUGAAUGUGGACGUACAGCUCUGGAAAAAAAAUGAGACCACUGCAUAAUUUUCUUCUGUCAUCCUAUGGUUGCUGAGUGACAUUCAAAUGAGUUAGUUGACGGUCAUAUUCCAGAGAGCGCUGCACAUUUUGAAUAUGACCCGUAAACUCAUUCGAUUGUCACUCAAACCGUAGGAUGACCUCAGAAAAAUGUGCAGUGGCCUGAUUUUAUUUCCCAGAGCUGCAUGUGUAGAAUGCACUUUAGUGAUUGUGUGUGGUUAUCUAUCUGCCUGUGUGCUCAGAGACGGCACUCUUGAAUGUGUUUCUCUCUUAAAUGAGCCUGUGAAUCUCUAGAUCAGUAAAUCACAGGUGUAACAUCUCAAGUUUCGGCUCACAGCCUUUUAAAUAGCCCAUUGGACUCCAUCAACAUCAUUAUCAUCACUCAAAACCAGAACUCUUAUACUGACAUGGUACUUGAGGGUAUAGCCUAAUGAGCAGUCUGAUUUGAGUAUAGCCCCCUGCUCAUGUAUUAUAAUUAUCAUUUGUUUUUAUUAUAGUACGUUAUUGUAGUUGCCCUUGAGUUUAAAAAGAUGCUGGUUAUGAAUAAACUCUUUUUUUGUGUUCAUGA
This is a messenger RNA of Sardina pilchardus (European sardine), 4966 nucleotides long. RefSeq names its product structural maintenance of chromosomes protein 6-like. Gene Ontology annotation, molecular function: single-stranded DNA binding; damaged DNA binding. Bases 148 to 3426 code for a protein of 1092 amino acids. Gene Ontology annotation, biological process: double-strand break repair via homologous recombination. The record is from RefSeq and is a predicted model, not a curated record. NCBI's taxonomy places the organism in Eukaryota, Metazoa, Chordata, Actinopteri, Clupeiformes, Clupeidae. Gene Ontology annotation, cellular component: Smc5-Smc6 complex; site of double-strand break; nucleus. The transcript is spliced from 27 exons.